Molecule: messenger RNA, 2549 nt
Organism: Ficedula albicollis (Collared flycatcher)
Lineage: Eukaryota; Metazoa; Chordata; Aves; Passeriformes; Muscicapidae
Gene: SYT6
Product: synaptotagmin 6
Exons: 7
Coding region: 47-1609 (520 amino acids)
Biological process (GO): cellular response to calcium ion; calcium-ion regulated exocytosis; regulation of dopamine secretion
Cellular component (GO): membrane
Molecular function (GO): phosphatidylserine binding; clathrin binding; calcium-dependent phospholipid binding
Source: RefSeq, a predicted model, not a curated record
UGGAGUUUCCUGCGGAGCAGAGCCAGCGCAGGAUGCGGAGCGGGCCAUGAGCGCUCCCGGGGAGGACGGCCGCUGUCGCAGGGCCAUCAGCAUCCUCAGCGAGCUGUGCCAGAAGAAAAUCCUGCCCAGCUUGGACCUGGACACCUGCAGGGAAUUCCUCCUGCUGCCUUCUGACCAGAGCCUGAUUAUCUCCGAGCCAGAGCUCUCCAUCAGCCUCCUUGCAGUGAUAGUUGUGCUGUGUGGCCUGGCGCUGGUGGCAGUGUUCGUGUUCCUCUUUUGGAAGCUGUGCUGGGUUCCCUGGAGGAACAAAGCCCUUUCCUCCCAGCUGGCCGUGCUGCACAGCGAGCCAGGGGACAAGGACAGCAUGGCAGACAAGCUCAAGGACACGGGGGCCAUCAGCUUCCUGGAGGCAGCUGUGAAGAUCAGCCACACGUCCCCAGACAUCCCUGCCGAGGUGCAGAUGUCCAUGAAGGAUCACAUCAUGCGGCGCACCCGGAUCCAGAGACAAACCACAGAGCCAGCAUCUUCCACCAGGCACAUCUCCUUCAAGAGGCACCUGCCCCGGCAGAUGCACGUGUCCAGCAUGGAUUACGGGCUGGAGGCGCCGGCCGUGGCCGAGCAGCCCACCAGCAUCGGCCGCAUCAAACCCGAGCUCUACAAGCAGAAAACCGUGGACACCGAGGACCCCAAGAAGGAGGCGGAGAAAACCUGCGGGAAAAUCAACUUCACGCUCAAGUACGACUACGAGAACGAGACGCUGACCGUGCGGAUUCUCAGGGCUUUUGACUUGCCAGCCAAAGACUUGUGCGGCAGCUCGGACCCCUACGUGAAGAUCUACCUCCUGCCCGACCGCAAGCGCAAGUUCCAGACGCGGGUGCACAGGAAGACCCUGAACCCCACCUUCGAUGAGUCCUUCCACUUUCCCGUGCCCCACGAGGAGCUGGCCAGCAGGAAGCUCCACCUGAGCGUCUUUGACUUUGACAGGUUCUCCAGGCACGACAUGAUCGGAGAGGUGAUUCUGGAGAACCUGUUCGAGGACUCGGACCUGUCGCGGGAGACUUCCAUCUGGAGGGACAUCCAGUACGCCACCACAGAAAGCGUGGACCUGGGCGAGAUCAUGUUUUCCCUUUGUUAUUUGCCAACUGCAGGUCGCCUCACCUUAACAGUCAUUAAAUGCAGGAAUCUCAAAGCUAUGGACAUCACAGGUUACUCAGAUCCAUAUGUCAAAGUGUCUUUGCUUUGUGAUGGGCGAAGACUGAAGAAGAAGAAAACCACCAUAAAGAAAAACACACUUAAUCCCACCUACAAUGAAGCAAUAAUCUUUGACAUUCCCCCUGAGAACAUGGAUCAAGUCAGCCUCCUUAUCUCUGUCAUGGAUUAUGAUCGGGUGGGCCACAACGAGAUCAUCGGCGUUUGCCGCGUGGGGGUGAACGCCGAGGGGCUGGGCAGGGACCACUGGAACGAGAUGCUGGCCUACCCCCGCAAGCCCAUCGCCCACUGGCAUCCGCUGGUGGAGGUGAAGAAAUCCUUCAAGGAGUGGCACGGCCGGGCGGCGAGCUUCGACAGCCAGGGCUCCUGUCCCUCCCCCAAACCACCCCCCACGCCGUGAUCCAGAGCAGGGACAGCAAAAUGGGACUAAACCAAGUAAUUUGUGCACUUGGCCUUCAGUCUCAGUGGCUGCUGAGGGGCGCUGGCAGCAGCAGGACUUUCCAGUCUAGUUGUUCCUGCGUAAGUAAAGGUAGAAACCGUUUCGUGGUCAAAUAUGUUUUUGUCUAAUAUGUCUCCCAAGGUGAUGUUAUUUUUUGUGGCUUUUGCUGUGGAUCUGUUUCCAGAGGGAGAAGGUGGUGGACUGAGACAUGUGCUGGGAGUUUGGUCUGUAAAAUAAGGUGUAAAAUAGUUUUUAGUGUGUGUGGAGGCUGGAAGGGGGCGAGGAGGUGUCUGCAGAGGGCAGAGGUGGCCGGGACAGGGGCAGUGGCAGAAGGUGGGAGAGACUCUUCCCAGACACCAGCAGCUCCAUCCUCGAGGUCAGCCCAGCCCUGCAGAGUGUCCCUGGGUUUCCUGUUCACGUAGAGGUGUCCAUGAGCUCUUAGAAGUUUGUGCAGUGUGUACCCCACGAUUCCUUUUGUCAUAUAUUUUAAAAAAUGCUGUUGAUUCCUCAGGAGGGGAACCCUGGGUUUUUUCCCCUGUAUCUGAAGUCUCCGCAGAGCUAUUUGCAUGAACAAUUUCUUCAGCCCACUUUGUAGCUGCUGCUCAUCCCCCAGGACAUCCCUGCCUUAUCUGGAGAGGAGGGAACAGCUUUGCCACAGGUGGGAGUCAGGAAAAAAGGGGGAAGAUGUCACAGAAAUGGGUGAGAGCCCUGCAUGACCACUGGAUCUCAUCCAAGUAAUAACGGGUGACCCAAAGGGGAAAGGGAAGUACAGAAACCUGACCACUGCUAAAAAAAGCUCCCAACCUUUUUUCUUAAGACUGUCAGCACUCCCUUAAAGAAUAAAGUUUCUCAGCCCAAUCCCUGAAGGAAGGCCAAGUUCUGGGAAAAAAAAAAAAAAAAA